AUGUUACAUUGGAAACAAGGCGUUUUUCCGGUUUUGUUGAGUAACGGUUUCCAAAACCUUCGGCUCAAUAAGCAUCCAUUCUACCGAUUUCGUCUGUUUUCCCUGCUCAUUGUUGCACCUCUGGCGAUUUUGUCUCUUUUCACCCUUUGGUUUGGAUACAAACAUGUUAGUUACAGUAUUUAUCAUCCCCCACUGCGAGCUUUGAAUGAAACCAUUGAUGCUGUAUUCUCUCAUGGGUGUAAAAAUGUCGCCCUGGAAGCACAAAUGCACCCUCGAAUGAAUGCUACAUUCGUCGUCUUGGCAAGAAAUUCCGAAGUUGACGGAGUCGUGUCCUCCAUGCGUUCAGUAGAAAGCCAUUUCAACAGACACUUCAACUAUCCUUACGUGUUUUUAAACGAUGUUCCCUUUGACGAUAAUUUUAAGGAUGCAGUGUUAAAGGAAACAUCGGCAUUUGUUGAAUUUGGAACGCUGGACGCCGAGAGCUUUGGAUUUCCAAACUGGGCAAACCUCGAAGUGGAGAAGGAAGAAAUUGCCAAACAGGGGGAUCUUGGAAUUAUGUAUGGUGAUAUGGAAAGCUAUCACCACAUGUGCCGCUUUUUCUCUGGAUUCUUCUACAAGCAUCCACUCAUGCAAAAGUACCAGUGGUAUUGGCGAGUUGAGCCUGACAUUGAAUUCACUUGUGACAUUACCUACGACCCUUUCUAUUACAUGGACAUCAACAAAAAAAUGUAUGGGUUUGUGAUUGCCAUAAAAGAAUUAGAAGACACAGUUCCAAACAUGUUUCGUUACGUAUCAGCGUACAAACGUGAACACAAACUCGACUCUGAUUUAUGGGACUUCUUCAUUACUAAAAAGGACAAGAAAGCUCGCUCUGCGAUGCCGUUAACUACCAUUGAUAAGAAAGCUCAAAUCAUGCAUGCGUUUAAGAACUUUCCUCAAAACUCACUGAAGGGUCUCCUUGUGGAUGAGAAUGCAGAUUCAACUACACAGAUGGAGGGUGAUGCCUACAACAUGUGUCAUUUUUGGAGCAACUUUGAGAUAGCAAACUUGGACUUAUUUCGGAAUGAUGAAUACGAACAAUUUUUUCAUGAAAUGGAACAAACCGGAGGAUUUUGGCGUGAACGGUGGGGAGAUGCUCCCUUUCACUCCCUAGCGGCAGGUCUCCUCUUGCGAAAAGAACAACUUCACUAUUUCCGUGACUUUGGUUACAGACAUUCUGACAUUUAUCAUUGUGGCCAAAAUUUGGGCUGCAACUGCGAAUGUCUCCCAAACAUUGAGGAAAUUGAAGCGAAGCCUGGUGCCUGUAUUAAGGAAUGGGCAGACAUUAUGGGCGGCUUUUUAGACUAG
Schizosaccharomyces japonicus yFS275 is the source of this 1347-nucleotide messenger RNA. RefSeq names its product mannosyltransferase complex subunit. Lineage: Eukaryota; Fungi; Ascomycota; Schizosaccharomycetes; Schizosaccharomycetales; Schizosaccharomycetaceae. The transcript has 3 exons. The coding region runs from base 1 to 1347 and encodes 448 amino acids. Gene Ontology annotation, cellular component: membrane. Gene Ontology annotation, biological process: glycoprotein biosynthetic process. The record is from RefSeq and is a predicted model, not a curated record. Gene Ontology annotation, molecular function: mannosyltransferase activity.